This is a messenger RNA of Hibiscus syriacus, 699 nucleotides long. Its product is annotated as nuclear transcription factor Y subunit A-2-like. The transcript has 2 exons. Gene Ontology annotation, biological process: regulation of transcription by RNA polymerase II. The coding region runs from base 10 to 498 and encodes 162 amino acids. NCBI's taxonomy places the organism in Eukaryota, Viridiplantae, Streptophyta, Magnoliopsida, Malvales, Malvaceae. The record is from RefSeq and is a predicted model, not a curated record. Gene Ontology annotation, molecular function: DNA-binding transcription factor activity, RNA polymerase II-specific; RNA polymerase II cis-regulatory region sequence-specific DNA binding.
GGUCGUAUAAUGCUGCCAUUCAACUUGGCAUCCGAAGAGGGACCAAUAUACGUAAAUGCCAAGCAAUACAAUGGAAUCAUUAGGCGUCGGCAAUCUCGUGCAAAGGCUGUGCUUGAGAAUAAAUUGACUAAAGUUCGAAAUGUACGUCCAUAUAUGCAUCACUCUCGCCAUCUUCAUGCAAUGCGCCGGCCAAGGGGAUCCGGAGGGCGGUUCCUGAAUACCCGAAGUUCGAGCUCCGAAAAAGAUGGCAUUGGGAAUAAGAAAGCCGCUCGAGGACUGAUUACCAACCCUACUGGUUCAUCUGAUAGUGGAACCAUGAACUCAUCCAAGGGACCAAAUGGAGCUGGCUCAACAUUUUCAGGGUCAUCAGAGGUCACCAGCAUGUACUCCAGGGGAGACCUCCACCAGUGUUUCCUUAUCAAUCAUCUUGGACUAUCGGGUCCAGACUCUCUCCCGUCGAUGAUCGUUGAUCAUCGAGGCACCAUUAUGAAAUUUUGACAUCAAUGGGGGGAUUCUUGUGGGAUUUGCUGCUAAGAUAUUGCACCAAAAAACCACUCCCCCCUGCAGCAACCAAGGGAAGAACUUGGGUUUGCAUUAUAGGGUUGUUUUGCAACACAGGCUUUGGUUGCUAGGCAAAUCAUUCUUGGCUCAAGUAAGCUCCUCUUUACCGCUGGUUGAAGAUGCUGAAACCUUCAUAUA